This is a messenger RNA of Perognathus longimembris pacificus (Pacific pocket mouse), 2265 nucleotides long. RefSeq names its product trichohyalin like 1 (gene Tchhl1). The record is from RefSeq and is a predicted model, not a curated record. Lineage: Eukaryota; Metazoa; Chordata; Mammalia; Rodentia; Heteromyidae. Gene Ontology annotation, molecular function: calcium ion binding; transition metal ion binding.
AUGCCUCACCUUCUGAGAAAUAUCCUCUGUGUGAUUGAGACAUUCCACAAAUAUGCCAGGGAGGAUGGUGACAGAGCCAUGCUGAACUGCAGAGGGUUGAAGCAGCUCCUUCAAGCCGAGUUUGGGGAUUUGCUUCAGCCACAUAUCAUUCAUGCGGUGGAGAGAAACUUGAAUCUUCUAGAUGUUGACAGUGAUGGCACCAUCAGUUUUGAUGAAUUUGUUAUUGCAAUAUUCGGCUUACUGAACCUUCGUUAUCACGAAAUACAAGAAUUACUACAUUCAGAACCAAGACAGCUAUCUCAAUCAGCGCUAGAUGAUGAGGAUCUUCAGGAAACCACCAGAAACAGUCAUUGGACAGCAGAAACUCUGCCAUAUCAAGAAAAGAUAGUGCUUCCAUCAAAAAUAGCAGCAGCAGCAGCUCAACUCAGCCACAAAGAAGAUGAGGCAGUUGAACACAAUAGGACAAACCCACAGGAAGACAUCAAGAGUCACAACCUACCAUGGGACAUAUCUGACCCCAAUGACCCUAAGAACCAACAUCUGGAAGGAGAUGAACAGGACCAGGAACAGGCCCAAGAUAUACCAGAAAUAGGAGACCACGGAGCCCAACUCAAGACAAAUAAGCUAACAGAAGAAUCAAAACAGACCAGCAAUAAAAAGGAUAUCCCUAGGGAAGAAGAUAAACCAGUCAGGAAGCAAACUGGCACCAAGAUAAGGGACUGGAGUAGAGAACAGAAAGAAAGCUUGAAACUGCAAGAAACUUCACAGAAGCCAUUGGAAGACCAGGAAGUUGCUGCAGAAAAGGGUAUUAAGAACCAUUCUAAAACACAAGAACCGUUCCUACAGAGAAAAGAUGGAGUCAGUUUGAGGAUUAGUGUCCUGCCACAACAAUCUGUUCCCAGGGAAUCAACUGAUCCUGAAGAUGGCUACAGAGUAUCUGAAACUCAAGAGUCAGGAGAAGAUGGUGAUGGGAGACCACCUGAGACCACAAAUUCAGGUGAACCUGAGAAAGAGAAUAGAACAUUUGAGACACAAGAAAGAGAAUAUGAAAGCAAGGACUGGCCAGCCCAAGGUACUCACAGAAAUGUUUCAGAAACACCUGAUACUAGAGCUGAAGUGGACAAGAGGCAAAACCCUGAGGUACAUAAAACAGCAGAGCAGACAGGGCCUGAGGGAAAAACUCAGGCCCCAGUCCUGAAAGCCCAAACGUGGGAUUGGAAGGAUCAAGAAUUCCAAGGGUCAUCACAAGAAAAAGACACUGCAAAAGGUUCUGCUACACAGGAUCUGAGCUCAGAAGAAGGUAACCAGGAUCACCUUGAUAAAGGAGCACAAGUCUCAGUAGAAGACUUAAGACAUGCUGAGGAAGGCACAGCAGAAGGAUUUGUGAUCAGUAAAGAUGAUCCUGCAACUGAAGAACUAUCAGGAGCCAGAGAAAGAACACAAGAGUUGGCACCACUUAGGAAGCAGUUUGAAGGAAAGCAGGGCAAGUCCACCAAGACUUGUGACACACCAGUCAGGGAGGAGGAUGACUGUGACAAGGAGGAUAACAAGCUAUCAGUUGCACAGAAUGACGAGGAGUCUUAUGAAACACCCACCAACCUGACUCCACAGGAAGUUAACAGCAGCUCAGAGACCAGAGAACUGCAUGUGCAAUGGGAUUCUCCAGAUCAGGUAGAUUCACGCGGAAGGGCUUUGCAAGAAGGUCACCCCAAUAACUCAGAUCUCCAGAUACAAAGAGUACCAGAUGAGAACCGCAGAGUAGACAACACAGGAGUAUCAUCUGCCGGAGAGGAUGUGCAGCUCCAAGAGGAGCAGGAACAGCUUACCAGAGGAGGACACAAGAGUCUAGGCUCAGGGACCGAAAGUCAAGGUGCAACUGUAGAGCCCGAUGAAUACACAGAGUCACAGGAAUCCACAGCAGGAGGCCAAAACAGAAAGUUUCUGGAGGCAGGGAUCUCAGAUGACCUGUUUGUAGGCUCCCAUGGUUGUGUUUCUGUACCAAAAAUCCCUGGAAAAGAAAGCAACAGAAAAGAGCUAAAGGUCCAAGGCCCAGAGACCAAAGUAGAAGAAGGUGAAAUGCCAGUGACCCAGGGGACUUUAUUGAGAAGCCUGGAUGAGGAAAAUUCAGCCUCCCCCAAGAUACAUCUUAAAACAAAGGAACCUGUGACAUUGAAAGAAGAGGGUGAAGGGCUCCAGGAGCCAUCAGAAGAAGGUGAUAACUCACAAAGCCACAAAUCAUUUUCAUUAUCACAAGAGAAGUUAUGA